Molecule: messenger RNA, 3013 nt
Organism: Neopsephotus bourkii (Bourke's parrot)
Lineage: Eukaryota; Metazoa; Chordata; Aves; Psittaciformes; Psittacidae
Gene: GK5
Product: glycerol kinase 5
Exons: 17
Coding region: 1354-2973 (539 amino acids)
Biological process (GO): glycerol-3-phosphate biosynthetic process; triglyceride metabolic process; glycerol metabolic process
Cellular component (GO): mitochondrion
Molecular function (GO): glycerol kinase activity
Source: RefSeq, a predicted model, not a curated record
UAUUUUCUUAAAGCUGCUCAGUUCUAUCAUUUUUAGUCCAUAUAGUAAUUCCUUAAAAGCAUCCAGAGGAUGAUGGACAUUAUCUUGUAUAUACUCCCUGCACAUAUCCAAAUUUAGGUAUUACUUGGGAUAGGUUAAAAGCACGAGUAAAUAAUGAAACAUUAACAUAGUAAAUACCCAGUUCUCACUUCACUUAACUUUGGUAGAUAAAUUCUUGGCUUAAAACUUGAUUGUCCUAAAGUCCACCUCAUUCUUUGUCUAAGGUUACUUCUGUCACAGAGCUUGCAGAAAGGAAGGACUUCUUGUGCCUCAGACAUGAUGCAAAACCUCAUCUAUGUGGACACAGUUUUGAUGUGCAGUUGUGUAGCGAAAAUGCUGGCUUAACCAGUCUAUUACUUCUUGUUUCCACUGGAUCAUGCCAAACUGUAUCACCAUAUUAUGAAACAUGUAAAGGAAUUAAUCUGACUGAAACUCUUUCCCCAUGUUAUUUUUCAGCCUGCUAAUUUGCUGUGGAGCCACAAGAGCAACUGGGUUGGUACAACUCUUAACUGUGUGAGGACAGGAUGAUAUAGCAAGAAUGGGACAGCUUAGGAAACAUCCUAUCGCUGCCUAAAAGUCGGAUCACCCAUGAAGCUAACAGGCUAGACUAACUGAUGUCAUUGUGUGUGGUUUUGUCUGUUGACUUCAAGGAGAGUGGUAAAUUUUGGCAGGAGUACAAGAGGAACUGCUGAGAAUGGUCAUAUGCUAAAUUAUUGCAGCAAAAUUUGUCAAUUUUGGGCAGUCUGUUAGGUUUCCAGGAAAGGCUUACUGAAUAAUGUAUAUGAACUGCACCAACCAAGGGAGCAGUAGAUGUUAGAGGGUUCUUUCUUUUUUAAAUACAAACUGAUUAACGGAUGCAGAGGUCAGUGCUUUCGUAAGGUUAAAACUUGUUACAGUGGUAGAGCUAAGGAAGUGGAUAAAGUGGUAAGAGUUUGAUGAAACAGAAGGAUAGAUGCAUCUUGACAAAAUACAGUUUAAGAAGGAAAGUUGAAGAAAAAAUGUUCUUUACAAGUUAUGGAUCUUGCUCUAGAUUUCAGUAGCUGGAAUUGCUGUUAGCACUGCCAGUGGCAAGUUUGAUUCAGACUGGAAGCCUGGGGUGAGUGAAGAGGUUCCUAUAUAUCAGACACAACAGAAUGCACCUGAGAAUACAUUAAUUUAAAAGAAAAAUUACAGCUAUUCCAAAUACACUUUAAUUAAUAAUUUGAAAUUUGAAUUAAUAAUCUAGUCCUAGAAAAUGUCAUGGUUUUCUUCUAGUAACUGGGUUUACUGGAUCUGCAGCACUCCCAUCUCUCAAGGCCUAUUUUAACCUGGAUAAUGGGGCAAACCCCUUUUGCUCAGCAUCAUCCUCAAAAAUCAUUGGACAGGUCCCUGGAGUGCCUCCAUUCCUUCAUUUGGUUUGAUAUUCCAGUAAAAGAUAAGACCAGUCACACCUUCCAGAGAAAUAGAGGAUUUCAGCAGAGAAGAUGCAGAAGUAUGGGACCUAAUGUUGCGGUGAUGGGUAUGUGUCCCCAGGUGGAAUCACUUUAUCCUCGUCCUGGAUGGGUUGAAUUAGAUCCUGAAGUGCUAUGGAGCCAGUUUGUUGGUGUAAUAAAAGAGGCUGUACAAGCUGCGGGACUUCACAUGAGGCAAGUUGCUGGUCUUGGCAUCUCAACACAGAGAGCAACCUUCAUUACAUGGCACAAGAGGACAGGGAAGCCUUUUCAUAAUUUCAUAAGUUGGCAAGAUGUAAGAAGUGCUGAACUUGUGAAUUCAUGGAAUAAGUCCCUUCUGCUGAAGGUAAUCCAUGUUAUUUUUACAGUGCUUCAUUUCUUGACUGGGAAUGAUCGGUAUUUAGCACCAAGUUUUCUUACUUUUUCAACACAACAGACUUCUAUGAAGUUGUCAUGGGUUUUUAAAAACAUAAAUGAGGCUGAAGAAGCUGCCAGAAAAAAUAACUGCUGCUUUGGAACAGUUGACACAUGGUUACUGUAUAGAUUAACUAAAGGUUCUGUGUAUGCUACAGAUUACUCAAAUGCCAGUGCUACAGGUGUUUUUGAACCCUUUACGAAAUGUUGGAACCCCACUUUGUGUAAUUUACUUUCCAUUCCCAUGUCUAUUUAUCCACCAGUGAAAGACACAAGCUUCAACUUUGGAUCAGCUGACUCUGAAAUAUUUGGGGUACCUAUACCAAUAAUGGCAGUGGUAGCAGAUCAGCAGUCAGCUAUGUUUGGAGAAUGCUGCUUUCAACCAGGAGAUGUUAAACUGACAAUGGGAACGGGUGGCUUCUGGAAUGUGAAUACUGGAGAGCAUCUUUUUGCAUCACGCAGAGGCCUAUAUCCACUGAUUGGUUGGAAGAUUGGGGAAGAAGUUGUUUACUUAACUGAAGGCUGUAUUUCAGACAUUGGCACUGCCAUAAAAUGGGCUCAGGAUAUAAAUCUUUUCACCAAUGUAGAUGAAACAGCAAAAAUGGCAAGGAGUAUUGUUGAUUCUCAAGGCGUUUGUUUUGUUCCAGGUUUUCAGGUUUCUGUGAAUGACACAUAUUUAUGUGCCUCUUUCAUGGGGCUGAAACCGUCCACUACCAGAAACCAUCUUGUACGAGCUAUAUUGGAAUCUGUGGCUUUCAGAAACAAACAGCUUUAUGAUAUGAUAGUGAAGAAGAUACGUAUUCCUCUUCAAACAAUUCGAGCUGAUGGAGGUGUCAGCAAUAAUAGUUUUGUCAUGCAGAUGACUUCAGAUUUAAUUAAUAAGAAAAUAGAAAAACCUGUGAAUGCAGACAUGUCGAGUCUUGGCGCAGCUUUUCUAGCAGGCCUUGCUGCAGGAUUUUGGACUGACAAAGAACAAUUAAAGAAGCUAAGGCGAAUAGAAGUAGUUUUUGAGCCCCAGAAGGACUCGGAGGAAUACAAACCUGCUAUGGAUACCUGGCUACAAGCAAUGAAAUGCUCCCUGCACUGGUAGAAAUUGGCAUUUUAAUGAUACAGGAAUUGAAAUGGUUUAA